AUCAGUUAGCGGUGAGAAACGUCGACGACAACACGUGCUGGGUCGUAGCUCUCGGUUGCAUGACAGUGAGUGUGGCAGUGUCUGGACGAGGAUUUGGUGGGUGGCUAACGAGGCCGAAACGACGCUCGCAAACGGUCCGGGGAAGAAGGAUGUGAUCCGAAACCGGUCUGUCCCCAACGAAAGUGAACUCGUGUGCCUUAAUAUCCCAUUGCAGUGUAAAACAGUGCUUGUCAACGGCUCAUCUCUCUCCAUCCUCGAGAACACAAAACGUCGACAUGAAGGUGUGGCUAGCGCUCCUGGUGGUCGUGGCAACAGCCUCAGUGGUACAGGCGCAAUUCAGAUUCCCCUUGCCCUCGCCUCCUAGAAUUCUCUUCGGCGGCUUCAGACCCUUGUUCUCCAGGCCUCGACCUCGGCCACGCCCCCGUCCUCCUGUGCUUGUCCCAGCGAAUCAGUUCCUCCAGCAGCAGCAGAGAUUUCGUCUUUGCCUUGGGAGAAAUGGGAGAUUGCAUCGUUGUCACAGAUUUAGGACGGAGAACCAGAUAGCGCCACCUCCGCCGCCGCCACCUCAGCAAGUCUUCAGGCCUCAGCCACAGCCACUACCACAGCCACAGUCCUCUAUCGUUUUUGCACCUCCACCAGUCUCUAGACCAACUCCACCACCUCCACCACCACCAGCACCGCCAGCACCACCAGCACCACAGUUCAUCCCACCAAGUCCCCCCAGCAACUCCGUGCAGUUCCGGCCUCCACCACCACCACCAUCUCCGUCUCCAAUCAAUGAUGGCAGGAACUUUGGAUCUCCCAAGCCUGAUUCCCUCCUUCUGCAGCCCCCACCACAAACCUUCAGACCAUCACAACCUGCAACUCAGCCACAGACAGUGCAAGCAUUCCCUGCACCAAUAUCUGGUCCAAAUUCAAACAAUAUCAUUGGAAUGACCCCACCUCCCCCACCAGCACCACAAGCUCUUCCUGCACCUCCCGCACCUGCAGCACCCCGUCCAACCCCAGCUAGACCUCCACCAGCACCCAUUGCUCCCCCACCUACCACACCACAACCUGUAACUGCACGACCAGUGAUACCUAUUGCUCCUGUGUCAAACUCUUUAGACAACCUUUUGGUAAAUCCUGUUCCAUCUGUAAAUGCUGGAGUCCUGCCUCUUGCCAAUGAGCAGCCAUCAGAGGACCAAAAGUUCCCUCCUUUCGUCUAAGCAUUUCUAAGUGAUUCAUUUGUACCAUAUUUAAUGCACCUUUUAUUUUAUAAGUUGACUAUCAUUCUUGAAAAAAUACCAAGCUCAGCUUUUGUAAAAUAUCACAUUUCCCUUACAAAUUUGUGUUACAUACAUUUAGUGUAAUGAACAUAAUUAUUGUAUUUGAUCAUUGUAAAUUGUUAAGGCACCAUAUGCCUGUAUAUUCUAUGCCUCACAGCAAUAUUCCUUGUGCCACUUAAUAGCAUAUUGCCGAAGAUAAAUCUAUGUCAUGAUACUACAUUAUUUAAGCUAAACUGCUUUGCCUUAUCAACUGUAGUUUACUUAACGACUUGUCACAGUGUAUAUGUUUUAGUGUACCUUGUAUUUCAGGAAUUAAGUUAACAAGAUAGAUUUUCAUAAAGUCAUGCAGCCCUUUUACUAUUUUUGCUUGCUAGCAAUUGUGAAAACUUCAUACUGAAAUAUAUCAACAGGUUUAUCUAUGAUUCCAUAUGCCAUAGUUCCUAUUCUAUAAUUUUAUAGUUUAAAAUUGUAAUUUUCAUAAAUCCUGUGUCUAUAAAUUUUGCUUCAAUAAUACUUCAUUGUUUUGUACUUUGUCAAGGAUCUUAUUUUCAUGAAAGCACAGCUCCAUAGUAAUAUAAAGAAAAUUUUGCAGCAUACUUACCACUUACCCUUGCUAACUGGUAUAAGAAAUACUUCAUUAUCAUGCUAAGAGUAUGUAGCCAAAGUAUCAUGAACUUCUGAAGGUACUGUAAUUGUAAAUAUGCCAUUAAAGAGAACUGAAACUUUAAAUAAGAAUCUGUCAUAAUACACUUAUCUUAAGUUUGUACAUAUUACAUAUACACUGCAGUUUGGUUUGGUUAUAAUCUUGCCAUAUGAAGACGAGGUUUUGGUGCUUUUAUGCUUUGCUCAUGCAGGGACAAAGGAGGCAGAAUGAGGCAUGUAUCUCAAAGAAUAAGUUUUAAAAUCCUGUAUGGAGAAGUUAAAACGUAAAAUUUGUGUAUGCCAUUGAUUCUUUUUGGAAUCUAUAUGCAAAUUAUUUCCUGAGUUCAGGUGGCCUAAUGAGUGGCUCUUGGGAUAUACAGAUGCUAAGAAAUUAGUAUUUUGUGGUGAAGUGACAUGAAUACUGUGACAACAGACUUGAAAGGUAAAGCCGGAUUGUACUGUAAUACAAAUAAUAUUCAAGCUGUUAAGAAUUAGAAAAGGAUGUACACCAAAUGUCAAAAAAAAAUCAUUCCAGAGUAAACAUGAGUAUCUGAAUAUAUUUGAUAAUGCACUUGGUCACAUAUAUAUUCAUUGUGUCUCUUUACACUUUUUAUCCUAAUGGCACUUAGUAUCCUUUCAUCAUUUUUCUCUAUUUCUUACUAUGAACAAAGCAGUUUAAUAUGACAAACAUUUAAAGGAAAAGGAAACCUUAUCAGAAAGGUAAAAUUGACGUUACUCUCUCAAUUAUGCAACUUGAUCUUAGUCCCAACAUAGAUCUUAAAUGUUGGCAUCUUAAGUCAUUUUGCUAUCACAACUUAGAAUCCCAUCUCAUAUAUCCCAUGUCAUGUUUAUAUAAUGUGUAUGUAUCUUGAUGAUAUGUAUAUCUAUUGUGAUGUUUAUACUUUAAAGGAAAAUGUUACAUACAUUAAUACAAAUAAAACAAUAAUGUUUGAUA
Penaeus vannamei (Pacific white shrimp) is the source of this 2865-nucleotide messenger RNA. RefSeq lists its product as uncharacterized. NCBI's taxonomy places the organism in Eukaryota, Metazoa, Arthropoda, Malacostraca, Decapoda, Penaeidae. The record is from RefSeq and is a predicted model, not a curated record.